Peromyscus californicus insignis is the source of this 2809-nucleotide messenger RNA. Its product is annotated as interferon-induced protein with tetratricopeptide repeats 1-like. NCBI's taxonomy places the organism in Eukaryota, Metazoa, Chordata, Mammalia, Rodentia, Cricetidae. Gene Ontology annotation, cellular component: cytosol. Gene Ontology annotation, molecular function: protein binding; RNA binding. The record is from RefSeq and is a predicted model, not a curated record. Gene Ontology annotation, biological process: defense response to virus.
UCUCCUUGGGGAAACUGAGAGCAAACAGGGAUUGGCCUUCUUUCUGCUCUCUCCUCUGAACCAAUGGAGAGAAGGCUCUGGAACAGACUGACAUGUCAGUUCCAUCCAGCUGUCCAGAGAGAGAUCCCUGGCACCAGGACAUGAUGUUAGGCAGGGGUUGAUGGAGGUGAUGUGGACGUAUAGACCCAGCCUGGCAUCUCCACAAGCACCAUUGUUCCUCAGUCAAAAGAACUGCAGUUCUGCACUGUCUCCUUGGAACUGAACCACACUCAUGGAUUUGAUGGCAUGGCAAAGAGGAAGUUUGGGGAUGGAGAAGUCCAUCUGCAGUGAAGAAUCUCAUAGAAAUCUCAUACAAGAUAGCCUGGUUCAGCUGAGAUGUCACUUUACCUGGGAGCUGGUUAUAGAAGAUGUGGACAUGCCUGACUUGGAAAAGAGAAUCUUUGAUACUGAGUUCCCUGACACCAACCACAGCAUGGGGAUGCUCAACCUCCUGGCGUAUGUGAGACACCUGAAAGGCCAGCAUAAGGAAGCCCUGCACAGCCUGAAAGAAGCAGAAUCUUUGAUCCAGGGAGAGCAGUUGGGCAAGAGAAGCCUGGUGACCUGGGGCAACUGUGCCUGGGUGCAUUACCACAUGGGCAGCUUAGCAGAAGCCCAGACCUACCUGGACAAGGUGGAGAACACUUGCAAGGAAUUGGGCAGUCCCUUCCGCUAUAGUAUGGAGUGUCCUGAGAUAGACUGUGAGCAAGGCUGGGCCUUGCUGAAGUGUGGAAGACAGAAUUAUAAACGAGCCAUGGCCUGCUUUGCAAAGGCUCUGGAAGUGGAGCCUGAAAACCCUGAAUACAACAUUGGCUAUGCUAUUGUAGCCUAUCGCCAGGAUUUCAGUGACAAUGUUUUUUCUCUGGAACCCCUAAGGAAGGCUGUCAGGUUAAAUCCAGAAGAUCCAUACAUUAAGGUUCUCCUUGCCCUAAAGCUUCAGAACUUGGGAAAACAUGCUGAAGCAAGAACGUACAUUGAAGAAGCUCAGGCUAACAUCUCCUCCCAGACUUAUGUCUUCGGAUAUAUGGCCAAAUUUUACCGAAAGGAAGGUUUUCUGGAGAAAGCGCUCCACUUCCUUGCUAUAGCCUUGCAGGCAAAACCUUCCUCUGCCUUCUUGCAUCAUCAGAUUGGACUAUGCUACAAGAGACAACUGUUCAAAAUAAAGGAAGCUACACACAUGCAACCUAGAGGUCAGGACAGAGAAAGAGCAGACCAAUCCACCCGUUUGGCUAUGUUGCAUUUUCAAAAGACUUUAGAACUGAAACCCACAUUUGAGAUAGCUUACGUGAAUCUGGCUGAAAUGUACAUAGAAACUGGCAUUGGAGAAGCUGAAGACAAUUUUCAGAAAGUGUUGAGCAUGAGGAACCUUGAUGCUGCUAUACAGCAAGACAUUCAUCUCCGCUAUGGCCGUUUCCAACAAUUUCAUAGGCGAUCAGAAGACAAAGCGAUCACCCAUUAUAUAAAGGGUCUGAAAAUAGGAGUAACUUCUUCCUACGUCAGAGACAAGCUUCUGGAGGCUUUGCGGAAGCUGGCUGAAAGACGCAUUCGCCAGAAUGUUCGUGUUGUGGAAAGCAUCAGCCUCCUUGGGUUUGUCUACAGACUGAGAGGGGACAUGAGUGAGGCUCUGCGAUGCUAUGAGAGGGCCCUGAGACUCACCGAAGCAUUGAACCCCGAGUUUUGAAGCACGGCUCACCAAGUGGCAUAUAAAGCAUUCUCAUGGCUCAUUAUUCUACUCUUCUUUUGGAGUUGUUACUUUAAUUAUGUGGAACCUGAUGAAGCAAGUUGGAGAUGAUUCCCUCUGUUUUCCGGCUUUCUGCAGCCCUGUUUUUUUUGUUUUGUAGUUUGUUUGUUUGUUUGGUAGGGUUUUUUGGUUGUUGUUUUUUGUUUCUUGAAUAUGUGUGUCUGUGACAGGAGCAUUCAUUCUCCUUUCACGCUUUGCUGUGUUCAUUGACCAUGGUUGCUUCCUGCUCUUCUGGACACCUGUGGGGUGCAGAACCCACAAGAACCAUUUUCCUUAUGAGUGCCUUUGGAGUGCAUGACCCACUCCCUCAGUCUUCUAGGACCCUGUUCAAAGGACACUUCACCAAAGAAGGCUUAUUUUUUUCCAUGCUUCAGGAGUCUCUGACCUUCAGCAAUAUGUGAGAGCAAAUUAAAUGAGCAAGGAUGAGCACUAGAAAGGAGAGGCAUUCAGGAUUCCCCUACAGUAUUCCAGUCCACAGUUCCAUUCCCACAGGCCCUACUAUAGCCAUAGCCUGCUGGUCAAUGAGCUCAACUUUAUAAUCAAUGCAACUUUUUAUAGCAAGUUUCUGACCUCAGACAAUUGUGUUGGAUGUAUGUGUUCCAAAUACACUGACAUUUAAUGACAGCUAAGAAGACUUUCAAAGUAUUCUGGGAAGACAGAGUAAAGGGGUGGCCUCUUUGCAAUGUGCAAACUAAAAAUGACAUAAGUGAUUUCAUGACACUGCUUAGAUUAUUGAGAGUUGUGUGAUAUUAUCUUGCUAUUUUUUAACCCUAUAGUAUUCAAUAAAAAUCUAUGAAUAUCACAGAAUUUUGAGUGUAUUUUGUUUGUGAAAUCCACAUUCUAUGUUUGUAUGGAAUCAGAACACAGCAGAACCAAUCUACACAGGGUUAAAAGGGACAAAGCAAACAGGCCUUGAGAAUAUAGAUACUAUGGAAUCUUAAAGAAUACCUGGGAGAAGCAGGGCAAAAUAUCAGGAGAAUGUCUUAAAAACUCAUAAAGAAUCAUGCUAUUAACUAUCUACCUACAAUGCCU